UCCACAGCCUACAGAUUUUUCACUAAUUUAGCUUCAAAAUAAUGUAAAAUAAACAUAGUAAUUACCCAAAUAAUAACUAUUUCCCCAAUCUUCCUCCUAUUCAAUUUAUUUUCAGAAUAUUUUUUUCAAAAAUAUCAAUAGAUUAAAUACAAAAAUAGAAAAUGACCUUAGCUCCUCCAACCAACCUAUUCUCUGCCUUAAAUAUGUGGCCAGACUCAACGGCUGGCCCUUCUUUGGUCCUCAGCCGUUAGCAGUUUGGCAAAGUUAAGCUAUACAAUUCCGUGAUUCCAGGAAGCUACAAUUUUGUUCCCAAAAAAGAGGGGAAAGCAAUGACGGUAAGAAGAAAGAGGAAGAGAGGAAAAAAAAGACAGAUCUUAUCUUCUUCUCCUCUUUGUUCUCCCUUCAUACCAUCAUUCAUCUCCUACAAUGCAGGCAUAAAGAACAAGCGAACGAAGUCAUUACAGGUGGCCUGUGGUCGAUAAGCGUACCUUUGCAGCUCAGUCUCUUGUGGUCGGAGCUGAUGGGCGACCGAAGCCCUGUAUCAGAAAUCUGCCCAACUGCGGUGGCCAUCGACAAGGACAAGAACAGCCAGCAUGCCGUGAAAUGGGCCGUUGAUCAUCUCAUUAAAACAAGGAUUGUUGUUCUCAUUCAUGUCCGGAGCAAAUCCUCUAGUAGGUACCCUUCCUCUUUCAUUUUGUACAAUAUUAACACAAUUUUACCAAAGCCUAAGAUCAAUAUAGCUCUUCUCUUUAAGACGGAAGCUGGGCCGGAAACCACAAGAGAUCAAGCAGAUGAAGAAGUAAAUCAGCUGUUUCUCCCUUAUAGGGGGUUUACUGCUCGCAAAGGGAUGCAGCUAAAGGAGGUAGUCCUGGAGGGUGCUGAUAUUUCUAAGGCCAUAGUUGAUUACAUCAAUGCCAGCUCCAUCCAAAACAUAGUCGUUGGGGCUUCAAAUAGGAGCAUCAUGAAAAAACUCAGAAGUUUUGAUGUCCCAAGUAGCCUGAUGAAAUCAGCACCAGACUUCUGUGCUGUGUAUGUCCUUUCCAAAGGGAAAACAACUAGCAUCCGAGCAGCAAGAAACUCAACUCCUAACGUUAUUCCACCAAGGCAAUUGAGCAUCACAGCAACUUCACUAGUCCUACCUGACCAGGAAGAUUCAAGCAGUAGAUCAUCAUAUUCAAGGAGGAGCUGGAGAGUUUCAGGUCCACCAACCCCCUUGCAUGAAAGGACAGAACGAAGAUCAAUAGAUCUUAUGCCUGAUUAUCUGAAUACUUCUGCAAGAGAUAGGCCACUUUCCAUAGCUCGUUCAGCACCGCCACCCAACAAUCUGUUCAUGGAGAAGCUCGAUUUUGCUAACCUGUCUGGAAGUUCUGUUGAUUAUGGAAGCUCAUUUUCAGAUGACAUUGAUAUACAAGGACACAGCUUCCAAUCAAUGAACAUUGGAAAUUCUCUUGAAUUUUCUUCAGCCUCUGUUGAUAGUCCUACAAGCAAACGACACUCAGUUACUGGUGUGAAUCGAGAACUUGAGGCUGAAAUGAGAAGGCUGAAACUUGAGCUAAAGCAAACAAUGGAGAUGUAUAGCAAUGCCUGCAAAGAAGCUGUAACAGCUAAACAGAAGGCAAUGGAGCUUCAACAAUGGAAAAUUGAAGAAGCCCAAAAGUUUGAGGAAUUAAGACAUGCAGAAGAAGCAGCUCUUGCUAUGGCUGAAAUGGAGAAAGUAAAAUGUAGAGCUGCCGUUGAAGCAGCUGAAACUGCACGAAAGAUUGCUGAGCUCGAAGCACAUAAGAGACAAAAUGCAGAAAGGAAAGCUAGGCAUGAGGCUGAAGAAAAGAAGAAAGCAUUGGAUGCACUAACUCAAACUGACACCCGCUACAGGAGAUACACCAUUGAUGAGAUUAAAGCAGCAACUAAUGACUUCACUGCAGAAAAUAAGAUUGGUGAAGGUGGCUAUGGACCUGUGUACAAGGCAUAUCUGGAUCAUACACCAGUUGCCAUUAAGGUCUUAAGAGCAGAAGCAGCACAGGGAAGAAAACAAUUCCAACAAGAGGUUGAAGUCUUGAGCUGCAUCCGUCAUCCUAACAUGGUCUUACUACUUGGCGCCUGCCCUGAGAAUGGAUGCUUAGUGUACGAGUUCAUGGACAAUGGGAGCUUAGAUGACAGGCUCUUCCGAAAAGGAAACACCCCACCAAUUCCAUGGAGCACAAGAUUCAAAAUUGCAGCUGAAAUAGCUACUGCACUCUUGUUCCUCCAUCAGGCAAAACCUGAGCCGCUGGUCCACCGUGAUCUAAAGCCAGCAAAUAUCCUUCUAGACCGAAACUAUGUCAGCAAGAUCAGCGAUGUCGGUCUAGCAAGGCUUGUGCCACCAUGUGUGGCUGACACUGUAACACAGUACCACAUGACAUCAACUGCAGGAACAUUCUGCUAUAUCGACCCUGAGUACCAACAAACUGGGAUGCUCGGCGUCAAGUCUGAUAUUUACUCUCUAGGAAUAAUGCUGCUUCAGAUGAUAACGGCUAAGCCUCCAAUGGGCCUCACCCACCAUGUGGAGAGGGCAAUUGAGAAAGGAACAUUUGCAAGGCUUCUUGAUCCAGCAAUAACUGAUUGGCCAGUAGAAGAUGCACUUUCCUAUGCUAAGCUUGCCUUGAAAUGUGCUGAACUGAGGAGAAAGGACCGGCCUGAUCUUGCAACAGUAGUCUUGCCAGAGCUGAACAAACUAAGAAAACUUGGACGCGACCAUGAAGCUAACAGACGACAUAAAGGAAAAAGCUGCAGGACUGGCAGCAAUUUCAGCACUCCACCAAGGCCACAUAGCAACAACAAUUCACAGCCACGGACAGGGCCACUCAUGCAGCAGGUAGUUGACUCGGGCUUCGUUUCGGAUGUCUUUCUUACUGCUUCCUAAAGCAGCUUUUUAGUAAAAAAU
Dendrobium catenatum is the source of this 2920-nucleotide messenger RNA. RefSeq names its product U-box domain-containing protein 52. The transcript has 9 exons. Gene Ontology annotation, biological process: protein phosphorylation. Bases 521 to 2899 code for a protein of 792 amino acids. The record is from RefSeq and is a predicted model, not a curated record. Lineage: Eukaryota; Viridiplantae; Streptophyta; Magnoliopsida; Asparagales; Orchidaceae. Gene Ontology annotation, molecular function: ATP binding; protein kinase activity.